AUGGCUACCCAUAGGUUUCCACUCCAGCGUCUACCCUACGAUCUCCGUUCAGAGGUUCUGAAUACUAUGGACUACCAUGAGAUAUUCGCCCUCUCUUUCGCUUCAAAAAAGACACUGUCGAUGGUUCGAGAUCUUCGUGUAAAGCCUAAAUGGGCUCGAGUAAAUCUGACUAGUUCCAAUCAAUUAGCAGUUUUCUUUGAUUGCUGUUUUUACUUUUUCGAGCUAGAAAGGCCCGGAAGCAAAGAUCAGAUAUUGACCCUGAACGACCAUCCUGCUAGUGUUGAGAUAAUGGGUCGUGGCUAUCGUUUCGGACGCGAUACUCUACGUUUAACUUGGUCGAAUCAAGGAAGGACAAUUGGAGAAUGGAUUCAGCAAUUUUUCUCGAUUCAUCAGCGCGAUACACGUUAUGGAGUCAGCUUUGAAUCUCAAAAAAUGAAAUUUGAUGUGCAAUCUCUCCGAAAUACUUUUCCAAAGCUCAAACAGAUCUCUAUACAUUGCUCCCAAGAAGAACCAAACGAGAAUGGCAUUUCGUCAUCUGAAAAUGUUCUCAGAGCUUUUAUGCCAGAUAUUGUGGAGCUCCUAUUGUAUAGAUUGCCUCGAAAUCUUUCAAUUGGAAGUAUCGGAAUGGCGAAUUUAAAUUUUUUGGAGUUAUAUCUUAAUUCUUCUCUAUUCGAUCUAAAAUUGGAGGAUCUUCUAUCAUUGAAUGUUAGACAUUGUAUUAUCAACAUCAAUGAAUUCUCGCUGCGUGAGAUAAAUCGCUUCUUCAAGCUGUGGAUCAGAGGAUUCAAUUCGAGAUUGGGAGAUUUGCACAUUUAUGGAUACUCGAAAGCCAUCCCAGAUUGGAAUUUAUUGUUGAAGGGAUUGAAAGCAGUUGAGAAAGAAGAGAAAGAAGAGAUAGUGGAAGACGAAGAUGAAGAAGAAUCCGAAGACGAGGAUGAAGCAGGUGAAGCUGGAGCACAAGAAGUAAGAGUUGAAGCAGCAGAUGCCGAAAGGAAUCCAGAAGAUGAACCGCAAGAAGAAGUACUUGACGAAGCGGAAGCAGUAGCAGAAGAGGAGCCAGAUGAAGUAGCCGAAGACUCAGAAGAAGAUGAAGAUGACGAAGAGUAUGAAGAGGAAGAAGAAGAUGAGGAAGGUAUUGAAGAUGAAGAAUCAGAAUUAGAAGAAUAUGAAGAUGAAGAGGAGCCGAAAGAAGCCCAGAUUGCGCCAGUAGCAGCAGUCCCAAGAGUUGUACCAGUACCAAGAAUAGCGCCAGUAGUUCCAGUAGCUCCGGUUGCACAAGAAGAAGAGGUGCCAUUAGGAAAAAGAGCCGGAGCCGAAAAUGCAGAUGUCGUGAAGAAGUACAUAAUUCGAAAUUGUCUUGGUGUUUGCGCUGAAAUCGAAACUGAAUUCAACAUCACUUACUACGUAACUGUUAGUGUUAAGUUAACUGUUAAAAAGUGA
Molecule: messenger RNA, 1440 nt
Organism: Caenorhabditis briggsae
Lineage: Eukaryota; Metazoa; Nematoda; Chromadorea; Rhabditida; Rhabditidae
Exons: 2
Coding region: 1-1440 (479 amino acids)
Molecular function (GO): protein binding
Source: RefSeq, a predicted model, not a curated record